Messenger RNA from Oryza sativa Japonica Group (Japanese rice), 1901 nucleotides. The record is from RefSeq and is a predicted model, not a curated record. Lineage: Eukaryota; Viridiplantae; Streptophyta; Magnoliopsida; Poales; Poaceae.
UGUUUAUGAUGGCAGCAAGAGGCACAACAGCUAUAAAUAAAUGAGAGAGACAGACCGGGGGCACAGCCGGGGGGAGCUGCUGAGGACUGAGGUAGGGGAAAGAAGAGAAGAGAAGCAAGCAACACCAACAGCAACACGCAAGGAGUGGAGGACUCUUCAAGGUCUGGAGAGUGGAGAGGAAGAGGAAUCCUCCUCAGUCCUCACCUUCAGAUUUCAGAACACAGGCAAUCGGCCCUAGCUGCAAUCCAACAAGAUGGGCAUGCCUCUGCUGCUGCUGCUGCUGAUCCUCGUCGCUGCUGGCCCCCAGGCAGGCAGAGCUGCAAAGCCAAUCCCAAAUCUCCAGCUCAUGACCAAGGAGGGCGGCAGUUCAAGAAUCAUCCAGGUUAUGCCUUUCUAUUUCAAUUCGUUCUUCUCACCUUAUUGUAUUUUCUUAUUUACUCAUGACAUAUCAUUCAAUGGUAUUUUGUUGUCACAGGACGACAUCAUAAAGGCAAUCAACAAGCAUCCCAAUGCUGGCUGGACGGCUGCACGGAAUCCAUACUUUGCAAACUAUACUGUAAAUAACAACACCCUCCUGUUGUUGUUUUCUUUUUUUUUUUUGCGGGGACACCUUCCUGUUGUUGUUAGUAUUGCAUACAUCAAAACAUUUAUCUCAUGCUUGUUCGGUGGCCUCAAUAAUCCUCCUGUACAGACUGCGCAAUUCAAACAUAUCCUUGGAGUGAAGCCAACACCGCAUAGUGUGCUAAAUGAUGUCCCUGUCAAAACUUAUCCAAGAUCGCUGAUGCUUCCAAAGGAGUUUGAUGCCAGGUCUGCAUGGUCACAGUGUAACACAAUUGGGACCAUACUUGAUCAGGGUCACUGUGGCUCGUGUUGGGCAUUUGGUGCUGUGGAGUGUCUCCAGGAUCGUUUCUGCAUUCAUUUCAACAUGAACAUUUCGCUAUCUGUCAAUGACCUAGUGGCAUGCUGCGGUUUCAUGUGCGGCGAUGGUUGUGAUGGAGGCUAUCCUAUCAUGGCAUGGCGCUACUUUGUUCGGAAUGGUGUUGUUACCGAUGAGUGCGAUCCAUACUUUGAUCAGGUCGGUUGUAAGCAUCCAGGAUGCGAACCUGCUUAUCCUACGCCAGUGUGCGAGAAGAAAUGCAAGGUGCAGAACCAAGUUUGGCUGGAAAAGAAGCAUUUCAGUGUCAAUGCAUACAGAGUAAAUUCUGAUCCACAUGACAUAAUGGCAGAGGUCUACCAAAAUGGCCCUGUAGAAGUUGCUUUCACCGUUUAUGAGGAUUUUGCACACUACAAAUCAGGAGUAUACAAGCACAUCACAGGUGGCAUGAUGGGUGGUCAUGCUGUCAAGUUGAUUGGAUGGGGAACCACGGAUGCUGGCGAGGAUUACUGGCUGCUUGCAAACCAGUGGAACAGAGGAUGGGGCGAUGAUGGGUACUUCAAGAUCAUAAGGGGCACAAACGAAUGUGGCAUCGAAGAAGAUGUUGUUGCUGGUAUGCCCUCGACGAAGAACAUGGUGAGGAACUAUGAUAGCGCCUUCGGAGUCGGAACGGCCAUAGUUUGACUUUAAUCAAUGUUAAUGGCCUCAAAUACGGUUGGGAUCAUGUAAAUUUGUCCUGGGUGAUUUCUGGAUUUUGCACACACGGGCAGGCUUCUCGAGACUGAUCGGAGUUUAGGCUACUUGUCCAGAAACACAUUGGAAUAAUAUCUGAAUAAUAGAUGUAUUCUCUCUCUCUCUCUCUCUCUCUCUCUCUCUCUCUCUCUACGUCCGGUUAACUACGGGAUGUGACGUAGAGGUGUUAGGGAGGAGCGCACGUUAAUCUCGCUGUAAUCCAAGUUGAGACUUGAAGAAUUAAUGUGUAUGCUGUAAGUCAAAUGAUAUGCGAUCUGUGCGCUGCUUACUAGUA